Molecule: messenger RNA, 1884 nt
Organism: Chenopodium quinoa (quinoa)
Lineage: Eukaryota; Viridiplantae; Streptophyta; Magnoliopsida; Caryophyllales; Amaranthaceae
Product: probable glucan endo-1,3-beta-glucosidase A6
Exons: 3
Coding region: 59-1480 (473 amino acids)
Biological process (GO): carbohydrate metabolic process
Cellular component (GO): plasma membrane
Molecular function (GO): hydrolase activity, hydrolyzing O-glycosyl compounds
Source: RefSeq, a predicted model, not a curated record
GUCUCUUAGGUUAGUUGAUUGGAAUCGUAUAAGUAGAACGUAUAUUGAUCGAUCAUCGAUGCCCCUUUCGAGGAUUCAAUCUACAAGCAUGACUAGUAAUCUUGUUGCUAUUUUGUUCUUCUCAACUAUUAUUGCUAUUUCAAGUGCUCAAACUUCUACACCUAUUGACCGCAUUGGUGUCAAUUAUGGGAAGCUAGGCAACAAUUUGCCUACACCAUUUCACUCCAUAGAGCUCAUUAAGUCCAUGAAGGCUAGCAUGGUCAAGCUCUAUGACGCGGAUCCUGAGACCUUGAAACUGCUAGUCGGAACUGAUCUCCAAGUAUCAAUCAUGGUUCGCAAUGAGGAGAUUAUUGCACUCGCGGCCAAUGAGACCCUGGCUAACCAAUGGGUUCAUGAUAAUGUCUUCGCGUACUACCCUACAACCAUGAUCCGGUACAUCAUGGUUGGAAAUGAAGUCUAUAGUAACCACAAUAUUGAACAAUGGGAUAGCCUAGUCUUAGCCAUGCAACACAUUAGGAACACGUUACAUGCCCAUGAUAUACAUAACAUUAAGGUUGGUACACCCUUAGCCAUGGACAUUUUAGGCUCAACUUUCCCACCAUCCAACGGAACAUUUCGUAUUGAUACAUUAACAACUAUUGUACCUCUCUUACAGUUCCUCAAUAGGACUGGUUCUUACUUUUUUCUAGACGUUUAUCCCUACUUUCCUUGGUCAUCUAAUCCAGACACUAUAGAUUUAAAUUUCACGUUAUUUAAGGGAAACAUUACCUAUGUUGAUCCUACAAGUAACUUAACCUAUACCAAUCUCCUAGACCAAAUGCUAGACUCGGUGUAUUUUGCUAUGUCAAAACUAGGAUUUUCAAACAUACCAAUAUUUAUAGCCGAAACCGGGUGGCCUAACCAAGGUGACCUAGACCAACCCGGUUCAAAUGAAUAUAAUGCAGCUACCUACAACAGGAACCUUAUAAAAAAAAUUGUAACAAACCCACCCAUAGGCACACCGGCUCGACCCGGGACCAUAAUACCCACAUUCUUAUUCUCUUUGUUCAAUGAGAACCUCAAGGAUGGGCCGAAAACCGAGCGGUAUUGGGGCCUUUUGAAGCCCGAUGGAUCACCCGUUUACCCGAUUGACCUGACCGGAAACCGAACUGAUUUUGGGCCCUUGAAAGAGCCCACAAACAACAAUGGCUACAAAGGUAAGUUAUGGUGUGUGGUAGAUAAAAUGGCCAAUAUAACUCAACUUGGGCCUGCAUUAAGGAACACUUGUGGCCUGUUAAAUGGGACCUGUGAAUUAGCUCUUGGGCCUGGAAAACAUUGCUAUGAGCCUGUGUCUGUUGUUUCGCAUGCAAGCUAUGCUUUUAGUGCUUAUUGGGCUAAGUUCAGAAAUUGUGGCGAACCGUGUUACUUUGGUGGGCUGGCCUCUCUCACUACUCGUAACCCAAGUCAUGGUACUUGUCAUUUCCCAAGUGUUUUACUAUGAAGAUCACCAGCAUAGCAGCAAAUGAAGAUUAAUUAGGAUAAAAUUCUUAUUAUUCAAUUAAAGAUUUGUAGUAACUUUAGGAGUAUGGAAAAUUUAAGAAAUUAUCCAUUGAUGAUUUUAUCCUUUCUAGGUUUGGGGAGUAGUAGCGUUAAGAUUAGGAUCAUUGAUUGAAGGUAAAGUUAGCCAAUGUAAUACAUGAGUUAUGAAUAACAUUUUGGGAAAUUCUCAAUGGUGCUCUUGAGGUUUUUCUUUUUCUCAAUGGUAAACAGCAAAAAAACAAAUUAUACUUGGUAAUCAUGAAAUUAUUACAUAAAGUUAUUUAUAACAUUAAUGAUAGUUUUGUAUUAAAAGUUAACUAUGGUUAGGUUUAUUUUAAUUUUUUACAAUUAAAUAAAAGUUUAGAA